Molecule: messenger RNA, 2324 nt
Organism: Homalodisca vitripennis (glassy-winged sharpshooter)
Lineage: Eukaryota; Metazoa; Arthropoda; Insecta; Hemiptera; Cicadellidae
Product: myoneurin-like
Exons: 6
Coding region: 92-2293 (733 amino acids)
Biological process (GO): regulation of transcription by RNA polymerase II
Cellular component (GO): nucleus
Molecular function (GO): RNA polymerase II transcription regulatory region sequence-specific DNA binding; DNA-binding transcription factor activity, RNA polymerase II-specific
Source: RefSeq, a predicted model, not a curated record
GCAUUAACUUCUAUUUUCUGUAUGUAUGCCUUUGCACCCAAACUUCAUGGGUUAGAUUUUGUAGACCCCUUUGUUUAUUUCUGGCCCACAAAUGUCUGAUGAAGGAGUUUCAGACGAUUUAGAAGAAAACAGCGGGGAAAUUAAACAGAGAACUAUAGGAGAUAUAGUGUCAAUUGAUAACUGUGAUAGUGUAAAUAGUUCUUUCAUCACAAUGGGUCGAUCAACAGAAGAACUUGCAAGUUAUGAGGGGUCUGUAAGUGUUUGUUGUAAACAAAUAGAGGAAACAAUUAUUAAUGAAAGUGCUGUGCUUUUUAACGACAUAAAGAGUGUUGAAGAGUGGUUGAAACAUAAGACAGACUUAAUACCGAGUGAAGAUUUUGAUGAGCCAAAAAGCUAUGAUUUUUUAAAUUUUAAUAGUGAAGAAACAGUUGCAAAUAACAAUGAAGGUUCAGGUGCUAUUUUACCCCAUAUUUCAAAUAUUUCAAAUGUUAUGAUUGAGGAACUUAAUUUAAAUGUUGAAAAUUGGGAAGAUUUUGUUUUAGAAUCAAAAUGUGAUGAAAACAUAGUUGAUUAUUCAAAUAUUUCAACAGGUCUCAAUAUAAUCAAUUCAUCUGGCGAACUUGAACUACAUCAGAUUGAUGGAUUUUUAAAUACGCCUAAUGUAACAGCCUCUAGCUCUCUGAAUAAAUCAGAACCGAGUGAAGAGCAAAUCAUUUCAGAAAAGGAUAUACAAUCAGAGAAAGCAUUAGCUAACGUUUGCAUGAGUAAGCCUUUGCCAUCGCCGAGAUUUUUAAAGAAAUUACCUUUGGUUAAAAUACCAAUGAACUGCUUAAUUAAAGGAAGAAUAUUAGGAAAAAGUCAUAUUUCUACUCUUUCAGGUAAAAGUCCUCUCUCAUUGCUUCACUCUUCAACACAGACGAUAAAACCAUCUCCGAAGGUAAAUUGUAUAUCAGAUCAAUUCAAAAGAUCUCUCAAAAUUAAAGAAAAAAGUCAGUUUGCAUCUAUAUCUUGUGAUGUUAAUGGAAAACCAACAAUUAUGGUUUUACCUUUUAAACCUGUUAAAGCUUCCAAAAGCUCCUUACUUAAGACCAAUCAAACACGUAGUUUGUUAAAAAUUAACAAUAGCUCAUUGCAAACAAAAACUUUGACUAAAAACAUAGAUGGACCUAUUAGACCUACUAGUGUAGUUCCUAAAGAACCCAAGAAAAAAGAAAAGUUUCCAGUUGCUCUUGUUGCAAUAUCAACUGAUAAAUCUGUAAAUACAACUGAAAUUGUUAUAAAAACUGAUGAAGGUGAGAAUAUUUACAAAGGAAAAACAAGUGAUAUAAUGAAAGCAACUAAUUCUGUUAAUGGACAGUUGUCCACUAUGUCCAAAAAGGAUGACUGUGGCCUCGUCAAGACAAAUGCAGAAAAUCAAGCUGUUAACGAUAUACUUGUGAAACUACUUGGUGUGAAUGAUGAAGAACUUGACAGUAUCGAAGGCACUCCACUGUCAACACAUAUGCAAUGUCCUGUUGAUGGUUGUCAGUUCAGAAGUUCCAAAGGCGGUGCUCUCAAAGUGCACAUCCUGCAGCAUUACGGCAUCCGCCCAUUUAAGUGUGACUACCCAAACUGCACGUGGGCAUUUUACACUAGUUUUCGAUUAAAACGGCAUAAAGAAAUUCAUUGCAAAAGGAAAUAUCAGUGUCCUGUUGAUGGUUGUAAUCGAACGUUCUCUACAAUAUAUAACGUCAACCCUCAUCUCAAACGGCAUUGGCGUCCGACGACAAUCACCUGCACAAUUGACAACUGCAACAAGGCUUUCCAGACACGCAAAAGCUACGACAAGCACUUGAUGGAACAUGGGCCUGAACAUGCACCAUAUACGUGUAGCAAGGUGGGGUGUGGUCGCAAAUGUUACACUGUCAACUCCCUAAACUCGCACAGUCGCACUCAUCAAUAUGCGGAGGAGGAGUUAACCUGUUGUUACUGUGGCAAGAACUUCAAGGCACCCUGUCGUCUCAAGGCUCACCUCAACAUACACAUGGGUGUCAGACCUUACAAGUGCGAGUUUGAAGGUUGUGUAUGGGCAUUUGCAACAUCCAGCAAACUUCGGAGGCACCAACGCAAGCACACCCAGACCCGUCAGCAUUCGUGUAAAGUCUGUGGGAAGUGUUUUCUCCGACCGGACCAUCUCAAAGACCACAGCCUCAAACACUUUGUCAAAAAGUCGUUUGUUUGCCCAAUUGCAGGUAUGUUGCCUUCAAUUUAUAACAUCAUUGAACGAUUGAUCAUCAACACGAUACUUAGGUAAUAUUUUAUGGAGAAAGAUAACAGGAAAUCUG